CGCCGCGGCUUAAGCGGCGGCUGCCUCAGCUCCUCAGAGCGCCGGCGGCGGCCUCGGCGGAGUCCGUGUCGGCGGCCGGGGCUGAGCUGUGAGUUUCCGAUUGAGAACAGCGUUGGGGAAGAUGGCGGCUAGCGGAUCAAAAGAUUUGCUGAACAGUGAAAAUCGGUAAAGCCAAGCUCCUAGCCGACCCGCCCUUACUGACCGGGCUGUCAGUUGCUGACCUGUGGUGAGGAUGAGUGGACUGGGUGAGAGCUCCUUGGAUCCGCUGGCCGCUGAGUCUCGAAAACGCAAAUUGCCGUGUGAUGCUCCAGGACAAGGUCUUGCCUACAGUGGGGAAAAGUGGAGACGGGAGCAGGAGAGCAAGUACGUAGAAGAGCUGGCCGAGCUGAUAUCUGCAAACCUCAGCGACAUUGACAACUUCAACGUCAAACCAGAUAAAUGUGCCAUCUUAAAGGAGACAGUGAGACAGAUACGUCAGAUAAAAGAACAAGGAAAAACUAUUUCCAGUGAUGAUGAUGUUCAAAAAGCUGAUGUAUCUUCUACAGGGCAGGGAGUCAUUGACAAAGACUCGCUAGGACCGCUUUUACUACAGGCACUGGACGGUUUUCUGUUUGUGGUGAAUCGAGAUGGAAACAUUGUAUUUGUGUCAGAAAAUGUCACACAGUAUCUGCAGUACAAGCAGGAGGACCUGGUUAACACAAGUGUGUACAGCAUCUUACAUGAGCAAGACCGGAAGGACUUCUUAAACACUUACCAAAAUCUGCAGUUAAUGGAGUGUCUUGGACUAAUGAGAACCAGAGACAAAAAAGCCAUACAUUUAAGUCGUAUGUUGAUGAAAACACAUGAUAUUUUGGAAGACAUGAAUGCCAGUCCUGAAAUGCGCCAGAGAUACGAAACGAUGCAGUGCUUUGCUCUGUCUCAGCCUCGCGCCAUGCUGGAAGAAGGGGAAGACUUGCAGUGCUGUAUGAUCUGCGUGGCUCGCCGCGUGACUGCAGAACGGCCGUUCCCAUCCAGUUCUGAGAGCUUUAUUACCAGGCACGACCUUUCCGGAAAGGUUGUCAAUAUAGAUACAAACUCACUUAGAUCUUCCAUGAGGCCUGGCUUUGAAGACACAAUCCGAAGAUGUAUCCAGAGGUUCUUCAGUCUCAAUGAUGGGCAGUCAUGGUCCCAAAAGCGUCACUAUCAAGAAGCUUAUAUUCACGGCAAGGCAGAGACGCCGGUGUAUCGUUUCUCAUUGGCCGAUGGAACUAUUGUGAGUGCGCAGACAAAAAGCAAACUCUUCCGUAACCCUGUAACGAAUGACCGGCAUGGCUUCGUCUCGACCCACAUUCUUCAGAGAGAACAGAAUGGAUAUAGACCAAACCCAAAUCCUGUAGGACAAGGCAUCCGGCCUCCUGCAGCAGGGUGUGGCAUGAACAUGUCUCCAAAUCAGAGUGUACAGAUGUUGGGCAGCCGGACAUAUGGCGUGGCAGACCCCAGCAGCACAGGGCAGGUGGGCGGAGCCAGGUAUGGGGCUUCUAGUAGCCUGGCCUCACUGACCCCAGCCCAGAGCCUCCCGUCGCCAUCUUCCUACCAGAACAACAGCUAUGGGCUCAGCAUGAGCAGUCCCCCACACGGCAGUCCUGGUCUCGGCCCCAACCAGCAGAACAUCAUGAUUUCUCCUCGUAAUCGUGGGAGCCCAAAGAUGGCCUCCCACCAGUUCUCUCCUGCCGCAGGUGCACACUCUCCCAUGGGACCUUCCGGCAACACAGGGAGCCACGGCUUUUCCAGCAGCUCGCUCAGUGCCUUGCAGGCCAUCAGUGAAGGCGUGGGAACCUCUCUUUUAUCUACUCUGUCUUCACCAGGCCCCAAACUGGAUAACUCUCCCAAUAUGAGUAUAAACCAGCCGAAUAAAGCGAGCAGUCAGGAUUCUAAGAGCCCCCUAGGCUUGUACUGUGAACAGAACCCAGUGGAGAGUUCAGUGUGUCAGUCAAACAGCAGAGAUCACCCCAGUGACAGAGAAAGCAAGGAGAGCAGUGGGGAGGCGUCAGAGCCCCCCAGGGGACCCCUGGAAAGCAAAGGCCACAAGAAACUGCUGCAGCUGCUCACGUGCUCCUCCGACGAUCGAGGCCAUUCGUCCUUGACCAACUCUCCCCUGGAUUCAAAUUGCAAAGACUCUUCCAUUAGUGUCACCAGCCCCUCUGGAGUGUCCUCCUCAACAUCAGGAACGGUGUCUUCCACCUCCAAUGUGCAUGGGUCUCUGUUGCAAGAGAAACACCGGAUUUUGCACAAGUUGCUGCAGAAUGGCAACUCACCAGCGGAGGUCGCCAAGAUCACUGCAGAAGCCACUGGGAAAGACACUAGCAGUACCGCUUCCUGUGGAGAAGGGGCUGCCAGGCAGGAGCAGCUGAGCCCUAAGAAGAAGGAGAAUAAUGCCCUUCUCAGAUACCUGCUGGACAGGGACGACCCCAGUGAUGUGCUUGGCAAAGAGCUGCAGCCCCAAGCGGACGGAGGGGAUGGUAAGCUGAGUCGAUGCGGCUGCUCCACCACCCCCAGCUCCGGCCAAGAGAAAGACCCCAAAGUUAAGACGGAGGCGAGUGAGGAGGUACCGGGAGACCUGGACAAUCUAGACGCCAUUCUAGGAGACUUGACUAGUUCUGACAUCUACAGCACUCCUCCCAGCGGCAGCCACCCAGGGGCCACACAACACGUGUUUGCAGGACCGAGCUCUCUGGGUUUGCGCAGUCCACAGCCUGUGCAGUCUGUUCGUCCUCCAUAUAACCGAGCCGUGUCUCUAGAUAGCCCUGUGUCUGUGGGCUCAGGUCCGCCAGUGAAAAACGUCAGUGCUUUUCCUGUGUUACCGAAACAGCCCAUACUGCCUGGGAAUCCAAGACUGAUGGAUAGUCAGGAGAAUUAUGGUGCCAAUAUGGGUGGACCAAACAGAAAUGUUGCUGUGAAUCCAACUCCUUCCUCAGGAGAUUGGGCUUUAGCUAACUCAAGGGCCAGCAGAAUGGAGCCUCUGGCUUCAAGUCCCCUGGGAAGAGCUGGAGCAGACUACAGUGCUGCCUUACCCAGGCCUGCCAUGGGGGGUUCGGUGCCUACCUUGCCACUCCGUUCUAAUAGACUGCCAGGUGUAAGACCAGCAUUGCAACAGCAGCAGCAGCAGCAGCAGCAGCAGCAACAACAACAACAACAGCAACAGCAGCAACAGCAGCAGCAGCAACAGCAGCAACAGCAGCAGAUGCUUCAAAUGAGAACUGGUGAGAUUCCCAUGGGAAUGGGGGUCAAUCCCUAUAGCCCAGCAGUGCCAUCUAACCAACCAGGUUCCUGGCCAGAGGGCAUGCUGUCUAUGGAACAAGGUCCUCAUGGGUCUCAAAAUAGGCCUCUUCUUAGAAAUUCCCUGGAUGAUUUGCUUGGGCCACCUGCUAAUCCAGAUGGCCAGAGUGACGAGAGAGCUCUGCUGGACCAGCUGCACACGCUCCUGAGCAACAGCGACGCCACGGGCCUGGAGGAGAUCGACAGGGCCUUGGGGAUCCCCGAGCUCGUGAAUCAGGGACAAGCUUUGGAGUCCAAACAGGAUGUUUUCCAAGGCCAAGAAGCAGCCAUGAUGGAUCAGAAGGCUGCACUCUAUGGACAGACGUACCCAGCUCAGGGUCCUCCACUGCAAGGAGGCUUUAACCUUCAGGGACAGUCCCCAACCUUCAACUCCAUGAUGAGUCAGAUUAGCCCGCAGGGCAGCUUUCCUCUCCAAGGCAUGCAUCCCAGAGCAGGUCUCGUGAGACCAAGGACGAACACCCCGAAGCAGCUGAGGAUGCAGCUUCAGCAGAGGCUGCAGGGCCAGCAGUUUUUAAAUCAGAGCCGGCAGGCACUGGAGAUGAAAAUGGAGAACCCCACUGGUGGUGCUACUGUGAUGAGGCCCAUGAUGCCCCAGGCCUUCUUCAACGCCCAGAUGGCUGCCCAGCAGAAACGGGAGCUGAUGACCCAUCACCUGCAGCAGCAGAGGAUGGCGAUGAUGAUGUCGCAGCCACAGCCUCAGGCCUUCAGCCCGCCUCCCAAUGUCACCGCUUCCCCCAGCAUGGAUGGCGUCUUGGCAGGCUCAGCAAUGCCACAAGCCCCUCCACAGCAGUUCCCAUAUCCAACAAAUUACGGAAUGGGACAACCACCAGAGCCAGCCUUUGGUCGAGGCUCUAGUCCUCCCAGUGCAAUGAUGUCAUCAAGAAUGGGGCCUUCCCAGAAUGCCAUGGUGCAGCAUCCUCAGACUGCGCCAGUGUAUCAGCCCUCAGAAAUGAAGGGGUGGCCGUCAGGGAACCUGGCCAGGAACGGCAAUUUCCCCCAGCAGCAGCUUGUCCCCCAGGGGAGCCCUGCAGCGUACAACAUGGUGCACAUGAGCAGCAGUGCUGGUCACCUGGGACAGAUGACCAUGACUCCCAUGCCCAUGUCUGGCAUGCCCAUGGGUCCUGAUCAGAAAUACUGCUGACAUCUCCCCGGUGGGGCCGAGAAGGAAAUCACUGCACAGACGACACUGCACAGGAUCAUCGGGACGUAGCGAGUCACUGUUUAGGCAUCCAGCCUGGAAGCAGGGCCAGCGUGACCACCGCCAGGGUGUUCCACGUGCUGUCAUUUGAGCAGAACUGGGUCUCAAGCUGAAGCGCACUGUCUACCUGAUGCCCUGCCUCUCUUCUGUGUGGCAUGGUGUUCUGCCUCAUGAGGAUGUGACUCUGGAGAGGAGGUGUUCAUAAUCACCGCUCUCUAAUGUCACUUCCUUCUGCCUCGCCAGCCAAAGUCUUCACAUAGAUCUAGAUGGCUAGGGUUUCUGUCUCACAGCACUGGACGAGGAGCACAGUCUGCCUUCAAGCGUGUCGUCAGCAAGUAGUUCUGUGUCUUCUCCUGUCCAGUGCAGUCAGUGUUUCUGUGCUCUUGUCCCUUACAGCUGUAGCCCCCAGAGUCUUGUUGUCCUAGGUCUCUCCCGAUGAAGUCCCUGUACCCUGUAAUUCUCAAGGAUUUGUCAUUGAUGUUAAAUGGCUUUGCAGAAGGGAAAAUGAGAUGGCAGUAUUGAAUUUUCCCUCCCGGAUGUGCAGCCAAGUGCACUUUACUGAGGAAGUCACGGAGAAAUGCAAUAUUCUGAGGGCGUGAGGAGUGGCAAACCACAUUCCUGGUUUCUGUCUGCACUAAUCUGUUAGGACAAGAACAUGAUUGUUUUUUGUUUGUUUGUUGUUUCUUUCACGUGCUGGCGUCACCCUUUGCCUAUAUGGUGGAGCAAUAAUGCUUUGAAAUAAACUUGUGAACCCAAGGCCCUGCAGGUACUGCACUCUGAGUCAGAAGCCAGUAGUGCUUCUGGGAAUACACUUCUUUUUGUAAAUAGGAUCUUUUAAGAUAUUGUAUUAUGUGAAAAUAUGUGCAUACCUCUUUUUGUAGGUCACAGCAGCUCAUUUUUACAGAGUUUGUGAAACUAAAUAUUUAACAUUGUCAAUUUCUGUAAGCUCCAUUCAGUGAGGCUACAGACAGAGGAACAGAGGAAUCAUCUGGAGUGCCCAGCCCAGGGGGACAGGGCAGCUCACAGCCCCCCCCCCCCCCCCCCCCCCCCCCGAUUUAUAGGCCUCACUCUUUAAAAUACAGGCUUUUAAAAGUGAUCAUUUGUUUAGAUGUAGGCAUUUAAAUUUUUUAAAAAAUUUCUUUACCAGAGAACUACGCACUUUGUUAAUUUGCGGGGGAAAGGAUAGAUGUGGGGAAAUGAGCUUUAAAACAAAAACAAAAAACCGCCAAGAGUUUAAAAACAAAACCGAAGCAAAGUGAAUUCAAAAAGAAUCUUGUGUUUUUUUAAAGCAGUCCAUAAAUUAAAUGAUAAUAAUUUUGGAAAACGUGUAGCCCACUCAUCAUUUUAGAAGUGAUUUCUGUUACUAGGACCUGAGCCCCACCUUUAGGUUGAAGGCCCUGGGCCCUUGCUGCCCGCGGUCUGGUGUCUGCUCUGCUCCCCUGCUGUUCAGCGCACGGGGUGUCUCACUGCCUCUCUGCAUCAGGGCGCUGAGCUUGGGGCCAGGCCUGCCACAGCUGCCAAGUCAGCGAUGCCUUGGCCCGUGCCAGGCUCCUGCCACCUCCCUCCUCCUUGGCACCUGUCCUAGUCAGUUUGGAGCAGGGAAACCAAGUGUAAUACCCUUUAUUUUGGUUCCUUACGUUCAAACAAUUAGAUGACAUUAGGUUAUUAGAAUGUCUGUAGCUUCCAAGUACCUCUGCUAGCUCUGUGUCGUUUUCCCAAGAGCCAGUUAGUGUUUAAAAACCACACGAUUAGCCAGUUGUCCUCCAUCUUCCCGAAGGGAGCACCGCUUCAUUCUCUGAGAGGCCCUGGUGGAUGGAUUUGGCUUUCCAUGUUUCGGUCAUGAUGGGCUUCCCUCUGACUAACCCGCUGACCCCAAUGUCAUUGUGUGCUGUGCCCUGCAGGUGACACCUUCUGAGCUAGCUGGGCGGGGCUGAGCCUUCCUUGCUUAGGUGUGUAGGCCACAGUGGUGCUCCUCCCACAGUGGUGCUCCCCACCCCCUUACUUGGAAAGACAUUUAAAACCCAACCUAGAUUCUGUCCUCAGCAUCCCAGCUCCAGGCUAACUGGCUGGCACCCCCUUUUUGUAUGGGGAGACAUUAUUAUGUUUUUAUAUUUUCUACUUUCUAAUUUUUAUUGGUGCCAGUUUAAAAUUCUGAUUUCCUUUUAAUAGCCUCCAGGAUAAUUUGUUGUUUUUACCUGAAUUGCCCUUUAAUCUUUUUUGGGUCAUUCUCUUUGUACUCUUCUUGCCUACCUCACCCCCCCCCCAACCCAACCCCUCACUGGCCCCUCUUUAAACCUAGGUGUCUUUGGGGCAAAUGGUAUAAAAGUAUUCUUUUCAUCUGCUUUUAUGAUGUGGGGACAUUUCCAGUAUCUACUUUUUUUUUUUUUUUUUGCUGAAUCCAAAGAUAUAUAAAUAAAUGUAUUUUAUGAAGAUCCAAAUGAUAUUAAGGAAACAUGUUUCUUAGAAAAUAAAUGAGGCUGUGCUGUUGCUGUCAGUAUCAGGCGCUCUCUCUUCCUAAGCUGUGCCCCGGCAUUGACAGCCCUACUCAGUUCAUCAGCAUUAGAUGCUGAGGUGAGUCAGGCCACAGGCAGAUAAUUGGCUCGAUUCAGGGGUAGAUGCAGCUGGGCCACGCAGAGGGUUUCCCGUUGACAGCACGCCAGUCCAGUCCCCUCUCUAUCUGUGGCGGAGCUGUCAUGGGUUCUGUUCCCAAGUCGAGUGUUACCAGGAGCGAACCGCUAGACUAGCUGGAAUCUGGCCCCGCCAUGAAGCGACAGCGGAUUUACCUCCACUGCAGGUGAUUAAAAAUAGGGCGGUGUUUUGUUUUUCUCUUACCUCCUCCCUUUUUCUCAUCCUUUGAAAAUAUGGAGUUUUGAAGAAGAUGGAAAUGCUACUCCAAGAGCAGUAAAUUCUCAGGAACUGACUGACACCACUGAGAACACAUUUGGGGUCAAACACGUUUAUAUUAAGUGUCACUUAAGAUGAUGUCAUUCUUUACACGGCAAGGAAUGGAAACCACGUUGGUGACUCAGUCGGAUGGAGCUGUGGAUGUCUUGCCGACUGUCUGGAUGCUCUUGUAAAUAAAGGUUUCUAUUUAAACCUCA
This is a messenger RNA of Apodemus sylvaticus (European woodmouse), 7614 nucleotides long. It is a transcript of the gene Ncoa3, whose product is annotated as nuclear receptor coactivator 3. Gene Ontology annotation, biological process: cellular response to hormone stimulus; positive regulation of transcription by RNA polymerase II. Gene Ontology annotation, cellular component: nucleus. The record is from RefSeq and is a predicted model, not a curated record. NCBI's taxonomy places the organism in Eukaryota, Metazoa, Chordata, Mammalia, Rodentia, Muridae. Gene Ontology annotation, molecular function: nuclear receptor binding; protein dimerization activity.